Messenger RNA from Aspergillus bombycis, 825 nucleotides. Its product is annotated as sterol desaturase family protein. NCBI's taxonomy places the organism in Eukaryota, Fungi, Ascomycota, Eurotiomycetes, Eurotiales, Aspergillaceae. The transcript has a single exon. Gene Ontology annotation, biological process: ergosterol biosynthetic process. The coding region runs from base 1 to 825 and encodes 274 amino acids. The record is from RefSeq and is a predicted model, not a curated record. Gene Ontology annotation, molecular function: C-4 methylsterol oxidase activity; iron ion binding.
AUGGCUCUUCUUCUUGCGGAUUCUGUUGACUACAUCAAUAUCGCAUGGGCCGAGCUGGUAAAGAAGCACUCUCCUCAACAAAUUGAACUCCUGGGAACCUUCUUCACGCAGAUCUCGGUGUUUUGGUCUCUAUCCCUGUUGUUUCUAUUACUAGAUUUAUUCGGCCCGUUGCAUGUUCAGCGAAACAAAAUACAAAGCUCCUCCCGGCAACCUGAUCGAAGACUUCUCUGGAAAGCCAUCCUCGUUGCAGCACUAAACCAGGCAUUCGCGACAACACUACAUCUCGGGCAGAUUUUCAUUGUCCGUCCACUGGUUCCCCAGCUUACCGGUUUACGGGUGGACCCAUGGCUGCCAUCGGCGGCUGAGAUAAUGCACGGCAUCCUUUGGUGCACACUGGGUCGCGAAGCUCUCUUCUACUAUGGCCACCGUGCCUUGCAUUGGCCCUGGCUCUACCGGCGUUUCCAUAAGCAGCACCAUCUGUUUACCACCCCCGUGGCUGUGGCUUCGCUGUAUUGUCACCCCGUUGAACAUGUUGUUUCCAAUAUAUUACCUGUCGCCAUUCCCGCACACUUGCUGAGGAUUCAUGUCGUGACAUUCUGGCUGUUCGCUUGCGGGGUUAGCGCCCAAGCGUCCUGGGCGCACUGUGGGUAUCGCUUCUUCGACUUCAGCUUCAUGGGUUGGAAACCAGAGAUUCAUGACUUACAUCACGAGAAGCUCAAUGUCAACUAUGGACUGAUAGGUAUAUUGGACGCAAUCCAUGGAACAAGAGCCACUCGGCGGCGGUAUGUAUCUACGGGGACUUCAGAAAGGGUCAAGAUCUGUUAG